AUGAAGCAGAUCGUGUUGCAGGAAGCGCCCCAGAAGAUAAAACAUAUCCAAUUCUCCGUUUUAUCUUCUCAAGAAAUCGUAGCAAUAUCCGAAUAUGAAUCCACUCAACGCGAUCUUUAUAGCAUGGUUGGAUCCGAGAACAACGGAAUCAAUGUCCCUGGUGCAAUUGAACCCCUCGUCAAAAAACCCGCCAAGGGCGGUGUCUUGGAUAGUAGGCUGGGGACAUCCGACAAAUCCGGGAUAUGCGGAACUUGUAAUGCUAAAAUGGCAGACUGCGUCGGCCAUUACUCCUAUAUCAAACUCAUCCUCCCGGUAUUUCAUAUCGGAUAUUUUCGGGCGGUAAUCCAGAUGCUGCAAGACAUUUGUAAGACGUGUGCUAGGGUGCUCUUAUCAGAAGAAGAUCGUCGGCUAUAUCUCAUCAAGUUCCGACGUCCUAAUCUCGAGAAUCUACAGCGGCAGCAUCUAGCCAAGCAAGUCAACACCGCCUGUCGUAAGAUUAUUACUUGUCCUUAUUGCGGUGCUACCAAUGGUACAGUCAAGAAAGUCGGUGCUUUGCGAAUCAUCCACGAGAAAUUCAGGGCAAAGAAGAAAGCAGACGAAUUGGCGGCAUUCAGAGAUACCUUCAUCACCGCUGUCAAAGAAACUAAAGAAUUGGGACCGCACCUUCACAAGGCUCAGGAAGACAUGAACCCGCUCCGGGUCCUAAAUCUUUUUCGAAGAAUAACCCCUUCAGAUUGUGAGCUUCUUGGUUUGGAUCCUGAAGUUGGACGGCCUGAAGAAUACAUUUGGCAGUACAUCCAUGUCCCACCGGUCUGUAUUCGACCUAGUGUUGCGCAAGAGGCCGCCACAAAUGAGGAUGAUUUGACAGUCAAGUUGACCGAAAUCAUCUUCACAAAUACUCUCAUCAAAACUGGGCUGGUCAAAGGAGUACCAACUCAAAAUAUCAUGGAGCAAUGGGAAUUCAUGCAGCUCUCUGUUGCCAUGUACAUCAACGCUGAGCUUCCCGGAGUCCCUUCACAAAUGGGAGUCAAACCCAUCAAAGGUUUCUGCCAAAGACUCAAAGGAAAAACUGGUCGAUUUCGUGGCAAUCUAUCUGGAAAACGUGUCGACUUUUCUGGUCGAACGGUCAUCAGUCCAGAUCCAAACCUUAGCAUUACGGAGGUUGCGGUUCCUGACCGGGUGGCAAAAAUUCUGACGUAUCCAGAAAGAGUUACUGCUCACAACAUUGAUCGAUUACGACAAUGCAUCCGGAAUGGCCCUGAUAUUCAUCCGGGUGCCAAUUACCUCGUGGCAGGUAAUACAUCAAACGCCAGCGGAACCGCAGCUCCUUUCAAAAGAUCGUUGAAAUUCGGGAACCGGAAUCAUGUCGCGAACACUCUGCGAUUAGGGGACACAGUGGAAAGACAUUUGCACGACGGAGAUGUCGUACUUUUCAAUCGGCAGCCGAGUCUGCACAAACUUUCAAUCAUGUCUCAUAGGGCCAAGAUACGACCAUGGCGAACCUUUCGAUUUAACGAGUGUGUUUGUACGCCUUACAAUGCCGAUUUUGACGGAGAUGAAAUGAAUUUGCAUGUACCGCAGACUGAAGAAGCACGAACUGAAGCUACGGAACUGAUGAAUAUCAAAUAUAACCUUGUUACCCCUCGAAAUGGCGAACCGAUCAUCGCUGCUACCCAAGAUUUCAUUACAGCUUCUUUUCUACUAUCUCGAAAAGAUAACUUUUAUGACCGACAGCAAUUCAGUCAAAUCCUUCAAUAUCUGUCUGAUGCUACCUUGCAUAUAGAUCUUCCACCCCCAGUGAUCUGGAAACCCGUUCGGCUGUGGACUGGGAAGCAAGUCUUCAACGUUCUUAUGAGACCGAACAAAGAUUCACCCGUCAAAGUCAAUGUCGAGGCCAAAUGUGCCACACAUCAAAAAGCUGCACCCGAAUACUUACCGGACAUGUCGCCUAAUGACGGCUGGCUCGUCAUUCAAAAUUCAGAAAUCAUGUGUGGAGUAGUCGAUAAGGCCAUCGUCGGUGGUGGAAAAAAAGAUUCGAUCUUCGCAGUAAUUAACUGCGACUUUGGUCCUGAUGAAGCUGUCAAAGCCAUGAAUAGACUUGCCAAAGUCAGUGCUAGAUGGCUAGCGAAUAUGGGCUUUUCGAUUGGUGUCGGCGAUGUCACCCCCGGUGAAAGACUAUCUACGCAAAAAAAUGCACUUGUUGCUAAAGCCUACAAAGAGACAGACGAGCUUAUUCAACAAUCGAAAGCUGGAAAACUAGAAACUCUCCCAGGGCGCGACUUGGAUCAAACACUUGAGGCUAUGAUUUCCGGAGUCCUUUCAAAGGUCAGAGAUAGUCUGGGAGAAAUUUGUAUGGCGGAACUCACAAGGCACAACGCACCUUUAAUCAUGGCGACCUGCGGAUCUAAAGGUUCUAAGAUUAAUGUGGCACAGAUGGUAGCUUGUGUCGGGCAGCAGAUUAUCAGUGGCAAUCGUAUUCCAGAUGGUUUUCAAGACCGGUCCCUUCCGCAUUUCCACAAGAAAGCCAAAGAGCCGCCGGCCAAAGGUUUCGUCAGAAAUAGUUUCCAUUCUGGCCUCCGCGCCACCGAGUUUCUCUUCCACGCCAUUUCCGGAAGAGAAGGUCUCGUUGAUACCGCAGUCAAAACAGCUGAGACAGGUUACAUGCAAAGGAGAUUGAUGAAAGCUUUAGAAGAUCUAGCCACUCGAUACGACGACUCUGUUAGAAACUCUGUUGGUGGGGUUGUCCAAUUUACAUAUGGAGAUGAUGGCUUGGACCCUACUUACUUGGAAGGAGACGGAGAGCCGGUCGAAUUUGCCCGCACUUGGAGGCACACAAAAGCUACAGUCUCUCAUCUUGAUGGCAGAGGGCUGCAUCCUUACGAAAUUAUCAAAUUGGUCACCGAUGGUCUAGCGCAACCUCGUUUUGCUACCGCUUGCACGCAACGCUUCAGAGACUCGGUCUUGGAUUUCAUGGUUGAACGGGUUGCCAAGCCCGCUGCAAAUUACAGGCAGAGCUAUGGUAUGUAUCCCGCCUUGGAGUUGGAAGGAGAUUGGGACGAAUACACGGACCUGUCUGCCGGCGUGAGCGAGGCCAAUAAGAAAAUCGUUAUCAACAAGACGCAAGUCACCCUGAAGCAAAUUGAGACAUUCUUGAAUCAUUGUUGGAAAAAAUACGUCAAAGCCAAAGUCGAGCCAGGUACUGCCGUCGGUGCUGUUGGUGCUCAAUCGAUUGGUGAACCUGGAACCCAAAUGACUUUGAAGACUUUCCAUUUUGCUGGUGUAGCCUCGAUGAACAUCACGCUUGGUGUACCUCGAAUCAAAGAAAUUAUCAACGCCUCCAAACUGAUCAAUGGGCCUAUCAUCAACGCACCGCUAGUGGCUAAUCAGAACGAAAGGUCGGCCAGAAUCGUCAAGGCUCGGCUGGAGAAAACCUACUUGGGUGAUGUCACAUCUGUCAUCGAAGAAAUGUAUUCCAACGAUUCAAUGUACCUUGGUAUUCAUAUCGACAUGGAAACCGUUCAACGCUUGCAGCUGGAAAUCACGCUAGAUUCAAUCAAAUGGUCGAUCAUCAACGCACCCAAGUUGAAAAUCACGGCUGACCAAAUACAAGUAAUUCCCCGCAAGAAUCGUAUCCGGGUUUAUGUAGACACCGGUUUAGCAGACGGAGAGAAAGUCCUACCGUUUUACCAGAAGUUGAUGUUCCUUCGUCGAGUUCUUCCAGGCGUGGUUAUCAAAGGUCUUCCCAAAGCUGGCCGGACAGUUAUCAACAAAAAUAGCAAGAAUGAGUACGAACUUCUUGUCGAAGGAUACGGUUUGCUUGACGUGAUGACGACAGAUGGCGUAGUCGGUACACAUACUAUGCCCAAUCAUAUCAUGGAAGCCCAAAGUGUGCUAGGUAUCGAGGCGGCUCGAAAUUGUAUCAUCAAAGAAAUCUCGUACACGAUGGACUCUCAUGGAUUGAAGGUCGACCCCCGACACAUGAUGUUAUUAGGAGACAUCAUGUGCUACAAGGGAGAAGUGCUCGGAAUCACUCGAUUUGGGAUUGCCAAGAUGAAAGAUUCAGUUCUUAUGUUGGCUUCGUUCGAGAAAACAACAGACCAUCUUUUCGACGCAGCGCUGUAUAGUAAAAGAGACGCAAUCGAAGGCGUGUCGGAGUGUAUUAUCAUGGGCAACCCUGCAAAUGACAUCGGUACAUCAGCGGCUUGUCUGGUUUCCGAAGUACCUAAACUACCUCCCAGGCGCAAAGUCCUCUUUUAUUGA
Messenger RNA from Puccinia triticina, 4260 nucleotides. RefSeq lists its product as uncharacterized. Gene Ontology annotation, molecular function: DNA-directed RNA polymerase activity; DNA binding. The record is from RefSeq and is a predicted model, not a curated record. The transcript has 22 exons. Gene Ontology annotation, biological process: DNA-templated transcription. Lineage: Eukaryota; Fungi; Basidiomycota; Pucciniomycetes; Pucciniales; Pucciniaceae. Bases 1 to 4260 code for a protein of 1419 amino acids.